This is a messenger RNA of Haliotis rufescens (red abalone), 1674 nucleotides long. RefSeq names its product collagen alpha-4(VI) chain-like. The transcript has 8 exons. Bases 97 to 1347 code for a protein of 416 amino acids. The record is from RefSeq and is a predicted model, not a curated record. NCBI's taxonomy places the organism in Eukaryota, Metazoa, Mollusca, Gastropoda, Lepetellida, Haliotidae.
UGAUCGCCACGCCCCCUGGGGGGAUGUAUAAAAGUGUCUGACGACGUCGCUUGCCGCACCGGAGGACAGACAGGCGAGCAGACGACAACAUCAAACAUGGCAGGGUUUCGUGGCUUGCUGGCGUUGACGGUUCUUAUGGUGGGAGUAUUUGCACAACGUGACCUCCCUCCAGAGUUCGACCAGACUCUGCCAUCCUGUCGUGAGAAAGAGGCUGACAUCUUCUUCAUCCUGGACUCCUCCAGCUCCAUCUACAUCGAGGACUACGAACUUCAGCGACAGUUCGUCAGGGAGGUGAUCAACCGACUGGACGUGUCCUCACGGAGUACACGCGUCGGAGCCUUGACCUUCAGUGAUAAUUACCGGGUGUCCUUCACCUUGGGCGAGUACCAAAACAAGGACGACCUGCGUAGCGCUAUCAACGACAGGAACGUCCCCUACCUCACAGGCCUUACCAACACCGCCGACGCUAUCAGAUAUGUCCGGACAAAUGGUCAGUUCCGUCCCGAUGUGACCCGGGUCAUCGUUGUGGUGACUGAUGGGUACUCACGUCAACCCGGAGCCACCAGGAACGAGGCUGACACGGCAAGGCGAGAGGGCUACUAUAUGUUUGUCAUCGGCGUCGGACAAUACACGGACGAGAGAGAAUGGAGAGCCAUUGCCAACGACCCCGACUCCAGCUUCAUGUUUAACAUCACCAACUACAGGGGCCUCGACAGACUGUACAGCACUAUUCCCAACAGCAUCUGCGGACUCCCGCCUAUCAUCCUCAACAGCAGAGUCUGCGGUGUUCGUGAGGACGCCGAUCUCAUCUUCGUCGCCGGACCAUCAGAGGCAGACAACGCCUUCAGCAUCGUCAGCAACAUGGUGAACGCCCUCCGUGACGACCGUAGUCGACUGCGCCUGUCCCUGCUCCUCGGUUCCUGCCGAGCUAACGAAGUUCCUCUCUCAGACCCCUCCCUCUUCUGCAGCAACUUCGGCGACCCAACCCCUCGCCAGGAUUCCUACACUAACCUGCUGAAGGACAUGCGGAACGAGGCCCGAGACGCCAGAGGCACAAGACCACAGGCUAACCAGGUCGCCAUAUUGUUCCUUGGGCAGCAAACCAUGGAGCUUAGCAGAUUCGACAUUCUGCGUCAAGCCAGGGACGCCCAGUUCGACGGCAUUGAGACAUACGUUGUCGACCUUGGCGUCGUGACCAACUCGAACUUCCUGUCGAGUAUCGCUUCGAGCAGAGAUAACGUCCUGUCGACCAGUGGUCCCGGGAACCUGGAGAACAUCCUUCUCAACAAAGUCUGUGACACUCUAAAUGAAAUCUCAAACCCUCUGCCAACUCUUCCCCCAUCCUAAAUAAAGGAUCACAUCUUGUACAGUGAAGUGUACAUGGGAGUACAGGAAAAGUUAUCGCCCCUUGAUCACCCGACCACCAGAGGGCGUAUCCGGAAAGCAGGGUUGGAUCCGUCUGUGUACCCUUUGCUACAACGACACUGAAAGUUAAUACUGUGGGACAAAAUAUUUCAGAAUGGGUCUUAGAAUGUAAAAAUGUCAAGUUUAUGUUGUCAUUAAUAGUAUUCAUAUGUUUUAAAUUUGGACGGUCAUCACGAGGGACAAAUCGCAUUAUUGAAAUGAUGCAGAAUGAGAGUGCUAUUUUUGUACAAUAAAAUUUGAUGUACCAUU